AUGGCAGCCCUCUUCAAAAGGGCGACCACCCGGUGGCGGUCCCGGCACGCGACUCUCUUGGAGCCCGUAACGAACCCGGGCUCUCUCGCAGACCAUCUCGACGACAACGGUGAAGGGCAGAGCUUGAUCGCCAACAUGGAAUCAUCAUCCGACGCCCAGCAGCACCCUCCCGCCGAGGUGCGGGAUGGGGAGCGGCAGCACAUUGACAGCGGCAUGGCCAAGAAGAUUGUCCGCAAGAUCGACCGCAACAUCAUCCCGCUGCUCUUCAUCACGUACAUGUUCAACUUCAUGGACAAGACCAUCCUGUCGAGCGCGUCCGUGUUUGGUCUCAGGAAUGACACGGUAAGUUGUUUCUCCGUGCUUUACAGGCAGCACUACCGAACCUACACUACUGUCCGAUCAUCGACGUCGUUCUGGUUCAUGAUUACUGACGACGGCGCACAGAACCUCAAGGGCCAGAACUACAGCUGGGUGUCGAGCAUCUUCUACUUUGGCUACUUCGCCUGGACGUACCCAACCUCCAUCCUCAUCGCGCGGCUGCCCGUCGCCAAGUACAUGACGGCCAACACCUUCUUUUGGGGCGCCGUCGUCGCCCUCACGGCCGCCUGCCGCAACUACGGCGGCCUUCUCACCGUGCGCUUCCUUCUCGGCAUCGCCGAGGCCACCAUCACGCCGGCCUUCAUGUUCCUCACCUCGACCUGGUACACCCGCGACGAGAUCCCGACCCGCACCGGCAUCUGGUUCGCCGGGAACAGCGUCGGCGGCCUCGUCGCAUCCUUCGUCGCCUUCGGCUUCGGCCACAUCUCCAACGACGACAAGGUCGGCCCCUGGCGCUGGAUGUACAUCGUCCUCGGCGUCCUGACCUUCGUCUGGGCCUUUGUCCUCUGGAUCUGGCUGCCCGACACCAUCUCCAAGGCGCGCUUCCUCACGGCCGACGAGCGCCGCUACGCCGCCGACCGCGUCGUCGUCGCCGGCACCGGCUCGACGGAGAAGACGGCCUGGAAGUGGGACCAGGUCAAGGAGUGCUUCGUCGACCCCAAGACCUGGUUCAUCUUCGGCCUCGAGAUCAUCACGCAGAUUCCCAACGGCGGCACCCAGAACUUCGCCAACCUCGUCAUCAAGUCGUUCGGCUUUACGAGCCUGCAGUCGACCCUCAUCAACAUCCCCUACUCGCUGCUCUCGGCCGGCAUCAUCGCCGGUACCGGCUGGCUCGCGGGUCGCUACCGCAAGAUGAACUGCAUCCUCAUCGCCAUCAUCGUGCUGCCGUGCAUCACCGGCGCCGCCAUCAUCUACUCCCGCGACAGCGUCAGCAGCGGCGUUCAGCUGUUCGCCUACUUCCUCCUGUCCCCCGGCCCGGCCGCCAUGCCGCUCGCCAUGUCGCUCGUCCAGGCCAACUACCGCGGCGUCACCAAGAAGAUGACCAUGUCGGCGCUGCUGUUCCUGGCCUACUGCGCCGGCAACAUCGCCGGCCCCCAGUUCUUCAAGGCCGCCGAGGAGCCCCACUACAACACGGCCUUCCGCACCAUCAUGAUCUGCUACGCGCUCGUCGUCGUCCUGGCGCUUGGCCUGAGGUUCUACCUGCAGUGGAUGAACGCCAAGCGCACCAAGGAGGAGGGGUACGAGGGCAGCGCCGGAGGUGCGGGUGCUGUCGGUGGUGGCAAGGUGAUGCAGGCGGACGGAAAUGCCAAUGACGUCGCGGAUAUGGUCGACCGGGUCGAGCUGCGGCCCGAAGACUAUGAGGAUGUGACCGAUUGGAAGACUGCCGGCUUCAGGUAUCGUCUUUGA
This is a messenger RNA of Colletotrichum higginsianum IMI 349063, 1785 nucleotides long. RefSeq names its product Major facilitator superfamily transporter. Gene Ontology annotation, biological process: allantoate transport; transmembrane transport; dipeptide transport. Gene Ontology annotation, molecular function: dipeptide transmembrane transporter activity; allantoate transmembrane transporter activity. Bases 1 to 1785 code for a protein of 594 amino acids. NCBI's taxonomy places the organism in Eukaryota, Fungi, Ascomycota, Sordariomycetes, Glomerellales, Glomerellaceae. Gene Ontology annotation, cellular component: plasma membrane. The transcript has a single exon. The record is from RefSeq and is a predicted model, not a curated record.